AUAUUUAAUUGAAUUAGGUUUUCUGCCCAUCCUGUAGCCAGUGGCCAAUAAUGACAAUGAUAGUAGCCAUUCUUUCUUCCUUACUUCUCAAUCCACCAAACCACUACUAUACAGGGGAUGCAGACGACAGCUCUCUGGCGUUCGUUUCAACUGAUUUUUUGGAUCAAAAUGGAAAGCAAACCGCUGAAGCAACAUAAACAACUCACAAUUUAGACAUUAAAAUAUCAGGAGGGGGGAGAAAAAACGAAAAGGAAAGAAAGAAAAGGAGGGAGGAAGAGCAGGAAAGCAACUCUACCCGUCAGAAAAAAAAAGCCCCAUCAUCUCUGGAGAUGGGUUCGUUUCUGUGAGUCAUCAAUCCCUGAAUUGCCUUUCAGCAGAGGAGAUAUAAUAAAAACCCAGGAAAGAAGGGGGAGGAGAAAAUGGAUCGACAAGCUAUGACUGUUGGACCAGGGAUGGAUAUGCCGAUUAUGCACGACAGCGAUCGUUAUGAGCUGGUUCGGGAUAUUGGGUCUGGGAAUUUUGGGGUGGCUAGGCUUAUGAGGGAUAAGCAGAGCAACGAGCUCGUUGCUGUCAAGUAUAUCGAGAGAGGUGAGAAGAUAGACGAAAAUGUGCAGAGGGAAAUCAUCAACCACAGGUCAUUGAGGCAUCCCAACAUUGUUAGAUUCAAAGAGGUCAUCUUGACACCAACUCAUCUGGCGAUCGUCAUGGAAUAUGCAUCUGGGGGAGAGCUGUUUGAGCGGAUAUGUAAUGCGGGUCGCUUUAGUGAGGAUGAGGCGCGUUUCUUCUUCCAACAGCUUAUAUCGGGAGUCAGCUACUGUCAUGCAAUGCAAGUAUGCCAUCGUGACUUGAAAUUGGAGAACACAUUGUUAGACGGCAGCCCUGCACCUCGCUUGAAGAUUUGUGAUUUUGGCUACUCCAAGUCCUCGGUGCUCCACUCACAGCCAAAAUCUACUGUGGGAACUCCUGCAUAUAUAGCUCCAGAGGUAUUAUUGAAGAAGGAGUAUGAUGGCAAGAUAAGGAUGGGAAUUCUUCUUCUUAAUCAGAUUGCAGAUGUAUGGUCUUGUGGGGUAACUUUAUACGUUAUGCUGGUGGGAGCAUACCCAUUUGAGGAUCCAGAUGAGCCUAAGAACUUCCGAAAGACGAUACAACGGAUUUUGAAUGUGCAGUAUUCGAUUCCUGACUACGUCCACAUAUCUCCAGAAUGCCAGCACUUGAUCUCCAGAAUAUUUGUAGCUGACCCAGCAAAGCGGAUAAGCAUACCAGAGAUUCGGAACCACGAAUGGUUUCUAAAGAAUCUCCCAGCUGAUCUUAUGGACGACAAUACGAUGAUGAGCAACAACCAGUUCGAGGAGCCUGAUCAGCCUUCCCAGAGCAUUGACGAGAUAAUGCAGAUCAUUUCAGAAGCCACGAUUCCUGCAGCUGGGACAAGAAGUCUGAACCAAUGUCUGACAGGGAGCCUGGACAUUGACGACGACAUGGAGGAGGACCUCGACACUGAUAAUGACCUCGACCUGGACAGUAGUGGGGAGAUAGUCUAUGCCAUGUAAGAAACUGCUAUUAGUUCACUACUGCAUGGCAUGGAAAAAGAUGGAUGAUGGUGAAAAAGGGGUAAUAAUUUGCAAGGAAACGGAGAAUGGAAAGUUGAAGGAACAUUUUGUUUUCUGUGAUGGAAAGUGUAUCUAAAGAAAGCAUGUAAUAUGUUAUAUUUGAAGAACUCUCUGUUUGGAACUGUUCAAAAAAUGUAUUUCAAGCCUCCAUUGAACAUUAUAUGGAAGGUGGUGUUUGUACUAAUUGGUGAAUAAGCUGUGUUACGUGACAAGUGAAGACGACUGUCAUUGCAUCAGCAUUUCAUUCCUUAAAUGUCUAAAUAUUGUGAGAUC
Messenger RNA from Linum tenue, 1880 nucleotides. NCBI's taxonomy places the organism in Eukaryota, Viridiplantae, Streptophyta, Magnoliopsida, Malpighiales, Linaceae. The record is from the annotation of a GenBank genome assembly.